GCAGCGCGCAACAUUGGACAGUGACAAAGAGAAAUAUAUAAAAAAUAUUGUGUUUUUCAGAAUUUAAAGAAAGGCGCGGCAAGUCUUUCGUAUAGUGAGAGCAUAAAGAAACAUAUUAUAAAUAACAAAAUAAGCAAAUUGUAAAACGCGACGUGGAAAAAUUAAACACAAAUUUGAAUAAGUGCACGAGACGGUGAGAAAGAAUAAUUUGCAUACAUGCAUAUGUACAUACAUACAUAGAAACGUGAAGUGAAGCGUCAACUGCCCCAGCGUGUUUUGCGGCAAAUCACACACACACGUACACAAAGACGAGCACAUCAAUAUAGUUUGUUUAAUGUUUGCGGCACUUACAACUACAAAAAUUUGUCUAAACAACAUAAAAAACUUCAAAUGCCGCAGCAUUUUUGCUCAAUGUUAAAAUGAUUUAAAAAUAAAUAAAUAUAAUAAUUAAGCAAAACGCAGUGAUCAUUUGUUGCAUUUUAUACUAAAACAAAAACGUAAGGAUAAAAACCAAGUGCAUCAACGCAGCGAGCUUAAGCAAUCGUAGUACGACUAGUAAAAGACACCACCAAUUUAAUUUGAGAAGAAUUUGAGGGAAAACACGGAUAAGCCAACAAAUAAAAGACACCCAUAUCGUACAUGAACCUCUAAUAUUAACCACUUAUGAGACAUAAAGCAAUAACUGCAAGUAUAAUAACUGCAAACUAAGAAGGAAACAAGACAAACUGCAACCAUCAAAAGGCAAUUUAUUGAACUGUAACGCCGAUCUUUCCAAAAGUCAAAACACCCAACAAGAGCAGAGGCAGGCAUAUAUAUAGCAAUGGAAGACAAUAACACAAGCAGCAGUGCGAGCGGAGCACCCGUCAAACACGAGGAUCCAUCGGUGACACUCACUAUAAGGCUGAUUAUGCAAGGAAAGGAAGUUGGUAGUAUUAUUGGCAAAAAGGGCGAAAUUGUCAACAGAUUUCGCGAAGAGUCUGGUGCCAAAAUCAAUAUAUCUGAUGGUUCAUGCCCGGAACGCAUUGUUACAGUGUCUGGUACAACAAGCGCAAUCUUUUCGGCAUUUACACUCAUUACAAAGAAGUUCGAAGAGUGGUGCUCGCAGUUCAAUGAUAUAGGCAAAGUUGGCAAAACUCAAAUACCGAUACGAUUGAUUGUGCCCGCCAGUCAAUGUGGAUCGUUAAUUGGUAAAAGUGGAUCAAAGAUAAAGGAAAUUCGUCAGACCACAGGCUGUUCCAUACAGGUGGCUAGUGAAAUGUUGCCAAACUCUACAGAGCGUGCGGUUACUUUGAGCGGCAGUGCUGAGCAAAUAACCCAAUGCAUCUAUCAGAUAUGUCUUGUCAUGUUGGAGUCACCACCACGCGGUGCUACCAUACCAUAUCGACCAAAACCGCAAGUAACUGGCCCAGUCAUAUUGGCCAAUGGACAAGCCUUUACCAUACAGGGCAACUAUGCUGUACCCACCCAGGAGACCUGUCCAGUAUUUCCACUUGCUUUGGCUACCGGUGGUCUACACGCUGGUAUUUCCGGCCUCGCGGAUCCUUUGUUGAAGGGGGCACAUUUACCAGGAGCGGUACCAGCACACCAUCACCUACAGCAAAUACCCGAUGUUGCCAAAAAUCCAUUGGCCAGCCUUGCUGCCUUGGGUCUUGCUGGCAUGGCACCGGCAAACACUGGUGGACUUAACCAUACAGCCCUCGCCGCAUUGGCUGGCUCCCAAUUGCGCACGGCUAAUGCAAAUCGAGCUCAACAGCAGCAGCACGAGAUGACCGUUUCAAAUGACUUAAUUGGCUGCAUCAUUGGCAAGGGGGGCACCAAGAUCGCCGAAAUACGCCAGAUCUCUGGAGCCAUGAUUCGCAUCUCCAAUUGUGAGGAACGUGAGGGCGGUAACACCGAUCGCACUAUAACCAUCAGCGGUAAUCCAGACUCGGUGGCCUUGGCCCAAUACUUAAUCAACAUGAGUGUUGAGCUGCAGAAGGCCAAUCUUCAGGAGGCGGCCAGCAACGGCGGAUCUGCAAGUGGUGGUGGUGUUGCUAGCGGUGCUGGCACAGGUGGUGUGGCAGGUGGUGUCAAUGGCAAUGUUUCGAGCGCUGCAGUUGGCACGGGCAGUAACAGCAGCCUUGCCUCGGUGCUCAGUGGCAGCAACAACAGCAGCUGUGGUAGCAGCACCGCCAAUUCGGGCAACGGUAAUGGCAGCGCCAACAGUAGCGGCACAACCUAUGCUACCAAUGGCAGUACGAAGGCAGGCAGCACAGGCAGUAACACGAAUAGUAAUAGCUCGACAGCUGUGUCCAACGCUACCGCGGCGACUACAGCGUUCAGCAACGUCAUUAAUCCGACCGCGGCCGCUGCCUUAGCAAGCCCAUUGGCCUCGGCACUGCAGCUACUGACCAAGCCGGGAGCACUGAGUGCCCUUUCCAAUCUCAGUGCACUCGAUCUGCUCAGCCUCACUACGCUGGGAAACAAUAGCACAAGCGGGCCUCCAGUGCAGACCACCGGCGUAAAUCGGGCGAAGGGUCACUACGCAACUUCCCGAUUUCGACAGCAUCAAACGGAGACAGGCAUCGAGUCGGAGAAGCCGCGAAACAAGUUUAAUCCCUACUAGGAGUAGGCCCACCAUCUUCAUAUUUAACGAAUACGCAGAUGUACACGUAUUUCGCUUUUGUCUAUCGACUAUUUAAAAUUUAGUUUCAUAAGCCCAAAAAGUAUACAACGGAUCAUCAACAAAAACCUAGAUUUAAAGUUGCGAAAGCUUUAGUUUGCAUUCUUGAAGAAUUUCACCGAAUCCUUUUGGAAUUCUAAAAAGGUGUAUAAGUAUUUGAAGGAAAUCCAAGACAUUUUUAACUCGUAUCUACUCGAACCCAAUUUAAAGUAUCCACUUAGUUUUUAGUACACAAACGCUAUUCGCCUAAAAGUAAUAUAUUCGCGUAACAUAAAUAUGUAGGCGUACAUACACACUCGUAUAUACACACUUAUAGAGCCACGAAACCUAUAUCGAAAUCGAAUAUGCGCACCUGUGGCAAAGGAACACCCAAUUGUGCUCUAUAAUGAUAUUCUCCUCGACAUUUGACCAAGACAAAAAAUGCAUAAAAAAUAUAAGGAUCCCAGUAGAAAUUGGAUAUUUCCCCUUUUUAUAUAUACACUUACAUACAUAAAAGUAGGUUUAGAAUUUGCCAAAUUUUAGUAUAUCGUUAGGAGUUUUUAUCCCUUGUUAACGUGAAAGUUAUAGCAAACAACGAUGAAGCUCUUCAUAUAAUGUAGCUCAUAUUUCGAUUAUAUAGUACAUACGUGUAUGUCGAAUGUUUUAUAACGCCUAGGCUUAUAACUAUAAUCAUACCCAUUAUAUAGGUCAUUUGUAUGUCACUAAAUCGAAUAUUAACCCUAUAUACGUUCGGCACAUAGUUUAAUCAAUCACAUGCAUUGUAUUAUAUGAUUUGUCAUUAAAUCCCUUUACCUACAUUUUAUCUAUGUAGUAUGUAGCAGUAAAUGUAUUGCAAAUAGGCUUUAAGUAAGAAAACAAACCAUUUGUUGUAGAGGCUUCUUAAAGAAGUCUAAACACAAAUUCCAAUCGCGCUUGUUGGCUUAUUUAGUCCAGGCUUUUGGGCACAACGACUUUUAAGGACCAAUUCGCUCUAAUUAACGCAAUCUACGCAACGAGCGUACAAAAUAACACAUACACACACACAGAGACACAUACACAUACAUACGACGGCAAAAUUCAAAAUUAAGGCAACAAUCGAUACAUAUUCGAAGAUAUAAGUAUGUUAGAACACAAACAAUAAAGCUAUUAUGUAUUAGACUUAAAGUCUUAAAUUGUUUACAGAUCCAUAAUUUAACAGGAU
Molecule: messenger RNA, 3842 nt
Organism: Scaptodrosophila lebanonensis
Lineage: Eukaryota; Metazoa; Arthropoda; Insecta; Diptera; Drosophilidae
Gene: mub
Product: poly(rC)-binding protein 3
Exons: 11
Coding region: 821-2605 (594 amino acids)
Biological process (GO): regulation of RNA metabolic process; regulation of gene expression
Cellular component (GO): cytoplasm; nucleus
Molecular function (GO): mRNA binding
Source: RefSeq, a predicted model, not a curated record